AUGUUCACUGACUAUGACAAUCCAAUGAAAACAAUUGAUCCAAGUAUAUUUAUGCUGAGAGGAUUUUUUUACGCAAUAACCAGGAUACAAGGUAGUUAUGCCGCUGCAAAACUCUUCUCUGGUUGUAUCUUGAGAGAUACGAUUAACGGGCAUUCGAUCCUAGUCAACACUGUCGAGGUCUAUGGUUGCAUCAAUAAUCCCAACAUUUACAGCGAAUCAUUUGGUAAAGUGAAGGAUGGUGUAGUAGCCACAUCGCUCCCUUCUACCACCUUCAAACCAUUGUACCCUGGAGUUUUGUCCGCAACAUUACAAAAGUUUGAUGGCAUGAAAUUGAUUAUUGGCAUACGUACAUCCAAUGUGCUUGUGGCAUCAAGAAUCCGCCUAGACACCAAAGAGGACCUUCUCGUUGGCUCUGUCAAUUUGGGAUUUCAGUUGAUGACUUUCAAGGAUUCAAUGAUAACCAAGCUACGACAACUGAGAUCCAGGUUUGACAAACCUAGUGGAUACACCCUGUGCCGUGCCUCUGGUUCGCUUACAGACGUGAAUGUAUGCCAGACAUUCAUUACUUUUACAUUGGCUGAUUAUGAUAAGGGUCGGGAUACAGGGGCUAAUCUCUUUCGCUUGAUUGAGAUCCUUGUGUUAAAACAUGGCCAAGCAGCGUUGCCUUCCAAGGUCAAGUGCCAAAGAUGCUAUCCAGAAAUCCACGGGCAAAAUUCAAAUAAUCCUUUGAUCAAUGCUAUAUCUGUAUCCCCUUGA
This is a messenger RNA of Phycomyces blakesleeanus NRRL 1555(-), 756 nucleotides long. RefSeq lists its product as hypothetical. Lineage: Eukaryota; Fungi; Mucoromycota; Mucoromycetes; Mucorales; Phycomycetaceae. The transcript has 4 exons. The coding region runs from base 1 to 756 and encodes 251 amino acids. The record is from RefSeq and is a predicted model, not a curated record.